AUGUUGAUCGAGCAAAUUCCCACUCCUUCAUCAUCCUCCAGUGCCGGCGCCGACGGUGGCGACCGGGAAACUUCAUCCCAGGAUCGUCAAGAAAAUUCUAACCCUUCUACUCCAACCACCGCCCCACCACAAACUAGCACCGCCACUCCACGUCCCGCGGUGGACGAAGAAACCCUACGGCGCCUCGAUAAAAUCCUCCGGAGUAUACCCAGCGAGUUGGACGAUGCAGCAGCAUACGCCGAACUCAAAGCUAGACUUAGGAUUUCCGGGUCUAAAGAUCCUGUUUCGUCCUCUAAAACAAAGAUCAUUCCUAGCUCUCCUAUGUCACCUUCACCAUCUACCAUCCAACCUUCGCCUCCAUCUCUUCCCAAAUACACAUCUACCGUCCAACCUUCACCGACAUUCACCCUUCCUAGCUCUCCUACAUCACCUUCGCCUACAACCUCCCUUCCUAUCUCUCCUAUAUCACCUUCACCCUCGUCCCCCAUCCAGCCAAUGCAAACCAGCGAAGAUACCUCUGACAAAGAAGGUUGGGGGGAUUAUGGGCAGCCGUUUGCUGUUCCAUCGCCAGGACGCGGUGGCGUCUGUACUUCGGUCCAUAAGCCGCAUUUGACUGAGGGCGGCGAAAUCAACGAGGAAGAAGUGGAGGAGUUCCACCUAUUUUUCGACUACGGGGAGGCUGAGAAGGAGGAGGACCUGCCACGCCGCCAGACGCGCCGUAUGACAACAGACCGGCUCCUGGGGGAAGCUGAAACCCUGAAAACCCGAGGAGAGGAGGAAGCGGUGGUACAGAGGCCCCGCACCAUACGACAGUUGGUUGAUGAAGAGGAGUCGGAGGAGCCAGAGAACCUAGAAGCCGAUGAGGAGAGAACGGCUGAAGAAGACAGCCGUCAGAAGAGAGAGAGAAAGAGGAAGGGGAAGGGAAGUGUCCUUCCUCCUCCAAAGAAAAAAUGCCCCGCCUUCACGGGGGAUGUAAUUACCAAUGAUUUUGCACCCGCCUUCCCACUAUCACAAAAUGAGGACAGUGAUUUGGAGGAACCGGAGUUGCGCUGGACCCGAGCAUCCAGGAGGCGACAAGGAAGGCCUGCAACAUCUCCUUCCACCACCUACUCUCCUCAGCAUGUGGUGUUGACCUCAGCUCUUCUCCAACAAAUGUUGAAAUUCGACGAUCCCAAACUGCAGGAGGAGGUUCACCAAAGGGUGACCUCCCAGAAAAAGUUGAAGGCGGGGAAGAUACUGCACCUGCCAUCCCUGUAG
This is a messenger RNA of Salvia splendens (bonfire salvia), 1257 nucleotides long. RefSeq names its product dextranase-like. The record is from RefSeq and is a predicted model, not a curated record. Bases 1 to 1257 code for a protein of 418 amino acids. Lineage: Eukaryota; Viridiplantae; Streptophyta; Magnoliopsida; Lamiales; Lamiaceae. The transcript has a single exon.